UGCUGCUGUUGCUGCUGCUUGGACCAAACAUCACAACAAGAUGUCAUCAGGUCUGCUCUUCAUGUUGCUUUGUGGAUUGGGGAUUGGAGGAAAUAUACUUUGUGAUGCAGGUUGCAGUAAUUGUCAAAUAUGCCCUCCUUCAUGGACUUUAUAUCAGAGCCGCUGUUUCUUGUUCAAGAGUACUGAAAUGACCUGGGGUGAUGCUGAGGCAUAUUGCACUGACCAAGAUGGACAUUUGGCUUCCUUUCGUGAUGAAGCUGAGUAUUACUUCAUCAGGGGACUCAUUGUGAAAGAUUCUGGAACCAAUACAAAAUCUUGGGUUGGAGGCACCAAGGGACAAGACGGUGAUUGGACAUGGAGUGAUGGAUCCCAGAUCACCUACACACAUUGGGGCCCAGGGGAACCAAACAAUAUGGGUGGACAUGAGAACUGCAUGGAUAUGAACUGGAAUGGAGAAGAUUACGUCAACGAUGAAGUCUGCGACCAACUAAAUGCUUUUAUUUGUUAUAAAGAUGCAUAAACCUGUCUUUGCUGGCCUGACAACAUGAAGAUUUCACUUCAAGUAGGAGGUCAAUCCUCAAAGAUGUCCCUUCUUGAGGACAACUGGUCAAAUCUCCUGUAUUACUUAGAUAAUUACCAUGAAUAAAUGCAUGUCCUCAAAUGUUUUGGUCAUUGUCUGUCUGAGGUAACAUUAGGCAAACCAUCAUUUAAAUGUAUUAAAU
This is a messenger RNA of Nematolebias whitei (Rio pearlfish), 722 nucleotides long. RefSeq names its product galactose-specific lectin nattectin. Bases 41 to 520 code for a protein of 159 amino acids. The transcript is spliced from 7 exons. NCBI's taxonomy places the organism in Eukaryota, Metazoa, Chordata, Actinopteri, Cyprinodontiformes, Rivulidae. Gene Ontology annotation, molecular function: signaling receptor activity. The record is from RefSeq and is a predicted model, not a curated record.